AUGAUGGACCGAAUUUCAAUCUGCGAAGCCUUGACCAUACGGAACGAAAUCGAGCCAUUUCUGAAACGGAUGGUGACUGGGGAUGAGAAAUGGACUACAUACGACAAUAUUGUGCGAAAACGAUCGUGGUCAAAGCGCAGCGAAACGGCUCAUACGGUGGUCAAACUAGGAUUAACGGUCGGGAAUGUUUUGCUGAGUGUUUGGUGGGACUAUAAAGGAAUCAUGCACUAUGAGCUGUUUUUAUAUGGCCAAACACUAAAUUCGGACCUCUAUUGUCAACAAUUGGACCGUUUGAAGCUAGCGAUCGACCAGAAGCGGCCAGAAUUGGUCAAUAGGAGAGAAAUUGUUUUUUAUCAAGACAAUGCCAGGCCACAUACGUCUAUAGUGACUCGUCAGAAACUCCGAGAGCUUGGUUGGGAAGUUUUGAUGCAUCCACCUUAUAGUCCAGACCUGGCACCAAGCGAUUAUCAUCUGUUUUUGUCAUUACAAAACUUCCUUGAUGGUAAGAAAUUGACCUCAAGAGAAGACUGUGAAAAUCGCUUAGUCGAGUUUUUUGUAAAUAAGGACCAGGGCUUCUAA
Molecule: messenger RNA, 579 nt
Organism: Harpegnathos saltator (Jerdon's jumping ant)
Lineage: Eukaryota; Metazoa; Arthropoda; Insecta; Hymenoptera; Formicidae
Product: histone-lysine N-methyltransferase SETMAR-like
Exons: 1
Coding region: 1-579 (192 amino acids)
Biological process (GO): DNA double-strand break processing; replication fork processing; DNA integration
Cellular component (GO): site of double-strand break; nucleus; condensed chromosome
Molecular function (GO): single-stranded DNA endonuclease activity; DNA topoisomerase binding; histone H3K36 methyltransferase activity
Source: RefSeq, a predicted model, not a curated record